AUGUAAUAGGAUAACGAAGCUACAAGUUUAAGUAUAUCAAGAAGAGCUGCUUAUAAUUAUAUUAGACCUAUUCUUCAUGAAGAUUCUUUAGUUUAAACACCUACCACAUCAUUUCGUUCAGGUUUUAAAUAGAAUACCUAAAAACCUAGCAUUUUUAAAACUUAACUCUAAUCAAAUGAAAUAUCAAUUGAUCAAUUUCCACUUUUACAAUCAUUUGAUGAUAAUGGAAAAUACUAAUCAUAACUUAAUUAAACAAUUAGUUUCAUUGCUAAUAUUCUUAACAAAAGUUUUCAUUCCAUUAUUUCCAUUUAUGUAAUCUUAAUCUCGUUUUUUCAAUCAAUAGAACAAUUAAUUUUCUUAAGAAUAAUAGGUAUGAUAUUUUUAUUCUCCAAUAUUACACUCUGUAUUUUAAUGAAAUAAAAAGCACUGGAUUCUUCUCAAAUUACUACAUUAAUCCUUUAUGUCUUUAGUUUUAUUUUUGAAGAUUAAAUUCUAACCAUAUAUCUUUUCAUUAGUAUCUUUCAUAUUUAAAAUCUAUUUAACCUUAUAAAAGUGUCAAUCAUAAUUAUCACCAAAUAAUGUAAUAUUAUAAAAAUUAUAUAUUAGACAGUUUUACAUAGUUUUUAUUUCAAGAAUUAAUUAUACUUUUAUACACAGUGCAUUUAAAUGCAUGUUUCUUUAAAAUUUUUAUGAAUGAAUUUAUUGAUACUUACUCAACCUGGUUUAUCUAUCUUUAAUCUAUUAACAGUUCAUUCCAAAUGCUGCUAUUUGAAUUUCAAAUUGAUACUGGAUCUACCAAGAGUCAACUUACUAUUACUUUUUUUAUUAUUUUUAACAUUAACUAUUACUUGUUAAUAUUGAAAAGAUAUGAAAAAUAUCAAAAAUCAUUUUUUUUAUAUGAAGAGUUUUAACUCUUUUUAACUAAUAGAUGCAUUCAAAUUAGUAUUUCACUUUUAGAAAUGUUAAACUUUUUAUGGUUCUUACUGAAUAUUAAAAUUUAGGAUUAAUUUUUACAAUAAUUAGAUAAACUUAAAAUAUAAGUUUAUGUAGAUUAAUUAAGAAAAUGUUAAGUUCUUUAAAAGAUAUUUUCGGAACAGUUAUUAAAAGAUUUGGCAAAUGAAGUUAAAGUUAUAAAAGUUUAUAAAAAUGAAAUAGUUCUGGAUCCUGGAUUAUAUAUAAUAAUUGAAGGCAGAAUGAAAAUAUAUAUAUAGGCUGAAUUUGAAGCAAAAAAAAUUUUAAAAGUAAUUCAACUUAAUUAAUUUAGGAAGGAGAUUAUUUUGGUUUAAUAGAGAUGAUAUUGAAUAAAAAUUAAAAUUUUUUUCUUAAAUCUAUAAAAAAAGAAAGCAUAUUAAUUUAUAUUUCAGGAGAGGCUUUUCAUUGUAGAAUAAAAGAUUAUUCAUAUGAUUAUGAAAUAAUGAGAUAUAUUCAUGAUUAAAUGCUAUUUACAUUGAGUACAAAAAAGAUCAAAUAAAAAUGUUAUUUUUGUGAAGACUAUCAUCUCUCAGCUUAAUGCAAAUUAAUAAAUUUCAAACCUGAGUUUGAUUUAGAGAAAUUAAAAUAAAAUGAAUUAAAUGAUAGAUAGUAUUUUUAGAGAUCUAAUGUAAAAUAAGGGUUCUAAAUAAAAUUGAAUUCAGAAUCAUCAAAAGAUUCACAUGAAUAUGAAGAGUCGUUUGAGAUAGAUAGAGUAAGCUCUGAGAUUCCAAAUGAUAGAUAGGUAUGCAAAAAUAUUUUAGGAUCAAUUUCUUAAAUGAUAAUAUGUAAUUCUAAAAUAUCACAAGAAGGAACACCAUAAUUACAUUAAACUUAAAGUUUUAGAAUAUAGGAGAGUUAAACAUAAUAAAAUCCUAUGAAUACAACGACAUAAGGAUGGUAAAUUUUUGAUUAAGGAAAUAAAAAUGUUCCAAUAGACAAUCUACAUAAUUUUUAGUUUUAUGA
Molecule: messenger RNA, 1935 nt
Organism: Paramecium sonneborni
Lineage: Eukaryota; Ciliophora; Oligohymenophorea; Peniculida; Parameciidae
Source: the annotation of a GenBank genome assembly